Haemonchus placei is the source of this 180-nucleotide messenger RNA. The record is from the annotation of a GenBank genome assembly. Lineage: Eukaryota; Metazoa; Nematoda; Chromadorea; Rhabditida; Trichostrongylidae.
AGGUAUCGGGCGACUGACGCGGAGUUGCACCGAAUACGAUGGAGCCUGUUGAAACUGCAUCGUAGACGAUGAAGCCGAUCUUUGAUCCCUGUUUGGAUCGCCAACUGUCUAUAUGGGCGACUGUGUGUCGCACAACACGAUCGGACUGCGAUCUUAACGUCUAAGCGACUGUGCGCAUAG